Molecule: messenger RNA, 1569 nt
Organism: Diospyros lotus (date-plum)
Lineage: Eukaryota; Viridiplantae; Streptophyta; Magnoliopsida; Ericales; Ebenaceae
Product: RHOMBOID-like protein 1
Exons: 7
Coding region: 161-1138 (325 amino acids)
Biological process (GO): proteolysis
Cellular component (GO): membrane
Molecular function (GO): serine-type endopeptidase activity
Source: RefSeq, a predicted model, not a curated record
AUGACUUUUGUCUUUGGUAUUGCGUGCUAAAGGGGUCAAGCUUUGUACCUUUGCCCCUUUCCUUGGCAUUUCUUCAAACACCUCCGCUCCACGACUUCCCAACCUUUCCACACGACAUGGCUCCUUUAAGAGCCCGAGUAAAUUGCCGUCUGAGCUUGCCAUGACUCCAGAACCGCUCCCGGAGGUUCAGAUUCCGGUUAGCACGCGACGGGGCGACGGCAGCAUGAGCCAUCCGGUUAUGGAUGCGGAGAUGCAGAUUCGGCCAGUGUCCCCAGAAAGCAAGCGCUUAAAGAAAUGGUUCCCAGGGUUGGUUCCUUCGUUUGCUGUAGCUAAUGUUGUGUUGUUCGUAGUCACCAUGGGCGUCAAUGACUGUCCCAAGAACUCUGAUUCGUGCAGUCUUCGGUUCUUAGGGAGGUUCGCUUUUCAGCCGUGGAAAGAAAACCCUCUUCUGGGCCCUUCAGCCUCCACGCUACAGAAGAUGGGGGCAUUAGAUGUGAGUGAAGGGGUCCACAGACACCAGGGAUGGCGUCUUAUCACUUGUAUUUGGCUGCACGCUGGAGUUCUUCAUUUACUAGGCAAUAUGUUGAGUCUUUUAGUAAUUGGCAUUCGACUUGAGCAAGAAUUUGGUUCUGAUGUCGGGUUUUCACCUCCUUUUUUAGUGCGGAUAGGGUUGCUAUAUCUGAUCUCUGGUUUUGCUGGGAGUGUGUUGUCAGCACUCUUUAUUAUCCAAUCUAAUAUCUCAGUUGGUGCUUCUGGGGCACUUUUUGGAUUAUUAGGAGGCAUGCUUUCGGAAUUAAUAACCAAUUGGACCAUAUAUGUUAAUAAGGUAGCAGGACUAUUGACCCUAGUGGUUGUCAUUGUGAUCAAUCUAGCAUUGGGGAUCCUCCCCCAUGUGGACAGUUUCGCUCAUAUUGGAGGGUUUAUUUCUGGAUUUCUUCUUGGGUUUGUGUUUUUGAUCCGCCCCUGGUUUGGAUGGGUUAGCCAACAAUAUAUCCUCCCUGGAUAUUCCUCUGCUUCAACCAAACCUAAAUUCAAGAUAUACCAGAUCAUAUUGUGGAUGCUUUCUGUAAUCCUUCUUAUUGUUGGGUUUACGGUCGGCUUAGUUGUGCUUUUCCACAAAGUUGAUCCAUUGACGUGAAUGAUCACUGUUGUUGAUGCCAUUAUUGGAGUUUUGUUGUUACUCAAAGGAGCCGUGAUAGACAGGCUGUAUCCUGCUUGUCUGAUCAAAUCGGCAACCUGCUAACCUAACGUGCUAGGGCACCGGCCACGGCCAGAGUGAUCCGAGGGCUAUGCUAUGCACUCAGCUUAGCCAUAACUAAUUCCAACGUUUUAAGUUUACUUCCAUCAGCGCUGUCCAUCUGUUUUUAGUUUUUACUAGGGUUCUUCUUGUAAAUUGACCUUCAUUACUGAAAUUGUACCUAUUAAAUAAGAUAAGUAAGGGGGUAUUAGUAUAAUUAAUUUUAAAUACACAUGUAUAUAUAUAUAUGUUUGUACUGUACAUUUGUGAGUAAUAUACACAAUUUGUUUUAUUCACAUAAUUGUAGCCAAUUCAUUCACACAAUUUUUUAU